Molecule: messenger RNA, 507 nt
Organism: Sardina pilchardus (European sardine)
Lineage: Eukaryota; Metazoa; Chordata; Actinopteri; Clupeiformes; Clupeidae
Gene: cabp5b
Product: calcium binding protein 5b
Exons: 6
Coding region: 1-507 (168 amino acids)
Biological process (GO): regulation of voltage-gated calcium channel activity
Cellular component (GO): cytoplasm
Molecular function (GO): calcium channel regulator activity; calcium ion binding
Source: RefSeq, a predicted model, not a curated record
AUGAGUCUGGGACACGCCUGCAUCUUCCUCAAAGGAGCCAAAAACGUUGAGCGCACGCUAGCCGACGAUGAGAUAGAAGAACUGCGGGAGGCGUUUGAUGAGUUUGAUAAGGACAAGGACGGCCAGAUCAGCUGUAAGGACCUGGGCAACCUGAUGAGGACCAUGGGCUACAUGCCCACCGAGAUGGAGCUCAUCGAACUGGGCCAGAAGAUCAACAUGAACCUUGGGGGCAGUGUGGACUUUGAGGACUUCGUGGAGCUGAUGGCCCCCAAACUGCUGGCUGAGACGGCGGGAAUGAUCGGCCUGAAGGAGCUCAAGGACGCCUUCAGAGAGUUUGAUAUAGAUGGAGACGGCACCAUCACCACUGCAGAGCUACGUCAUGCGAUGCUGAAGCUGCUGGGUGAGACGACGAGUGCGCGAGAGAUCGAGGCCGUCGUCAGGGAGGCCGACAACAACGGAGACGGGACUGUGGACUUUGAAGAGUUUGUCAAGAUGAUGUCUAAAUGA